This is a messenger RNA of Lasiodiplodia theobromae, 201 nucleotides long. RefSeq names its product Mitochondrial cytochrome c oxidase assembly factor protein. Lineage: Eukaryota; Fungi; Ascomycota; Dothideomycetes; Botryosphaeriales; Botryosphaeriaceae. The transcript has a single exon. Gene Ontology annotation, cellular component: mitochondrion; mitochondrial inner membrane. The record is from RefSeq and is a predicted model, not a curated record. Gene Ontology annotation, biological process: mitochondrial respiratory chain complex IV assembly. Bases 1 to 201 code for a protein of 66 amino acids.
AUGUACUACUUCGGCACCAACCUCGAGGAGCGCUUCACCGUCCCCGACUUCUGGCCCAAGGAGGGUCAGACCCACAAGAUUCCCUACGAGAAGGACGAAAUCCAGUCGGAGCUGGCGAGGUUGAAGGCGAGGCGUCUGGCUCUGCGCGACCAGAGGCUGGCAAACGAGGCACAGCACCAGGGCGAGAACGCGUCGCAGUAG